AUGGCCGACUUGGCGGAAGCUGUGGUUCGAGGUGAUAUCUUGGUUGACGAGAUUGAUGUGAUUGAAGCAGUUGAGAAAGGGCGACUUAACGCAAGUGAUGGUGCUCGAUUUAGUGCUAUUUUGGAAAAGUAUUCCAAGUUACACAGAAAAUCUUCGAACUCGCGUGGAGAAUAUUUGGAAUCAGCACAAGACGCAUCAUCUAAGUCAACCAAAUGGGAUGAAGUAUUAGUGGAUGAAGUGGACUUCAUUGAAGCACUUAAAAUUGGACGAAUUAGCAAAGAUGACUGUCACAUAGCAUCUAUUAAUAAGAGAACAGAAAUCCUCGAGGACUCGUCGGGCGAUAUUGAAGAAGCUAAAAUAAGUUUUCACGACGAUAUCUUGACCGAUAACGGGAAAAUGUCCGAUGAGUUAUCAUCUAUUGAUAUCUUCAUUUAA
Cercopithifilaria johnstoni is the source of this 435-nucleotide messenger RNA. The record is from the annotation of a GenBank genome assembly. NCBI's taxonomy places the organism in Eukaryota, Metazoa, Nematoda, Chromadorea, Rhabditida, Onchocercidae.